This is a messenger RNA of Ochlerotatus camptorhynchus, 2578 nucleotides long. RefSeq lists its product as uncharacterized. Gene Ontology annotation, molecular function: nucleic acid binding. The coding region runs from base 1 to 2220 and encodes 739 amino acids. NCBI's taxonomy places the organism in Eukaryota, Metazoa, Arthropoda, Insecta, Diptera, Culicidae. The record is from RefSeq and is a predicted model, not a curated record. The transcript is spliced from 2 exons. Gene Ontology annotation, biological process: DNA integration.
AUGAUUUCGUACAUCGCGAACGUUCGCAUUCCUCGCUGCUAUUUCCCAGAAGCGUCAGCCCGUUCGUAUGAAGUUACUGAACUUCAUGUCUUCGUAGAUGCCAGUCCGCUUGCGUAUUCCUGUGCGCUGUACCUGAGGACAAUCACCGCUGACGGCACACCCCAGUGCACACUGAUCGCUGCAAAGGCCAAAGUAGCACCACUCAAGCCAAUGACUAUACCGAAGCUGGAACUUCAAGGAUGUCUCCUGGGAACAAGAAUGAUGAAGUUCGUGCAAGCAAACCACUCCAUUACCAUCAGAAGACGAGUCUUGUGGACGGACAGCUCCGUCGCGCUUUCGUGGAUCCGCGCAGAUCCUAGAAAUUAUCGACCGUUCGUGGCCAACCGGGUCGGCGAAAUUCUCGAAAAUACAACAGUCGAUGAGUGGAGAUGGGUUCCGUCGGGGUUUAACGCAGCAGAUGAGGCAACAAAGUGGGGAAGUGGACCUUACUUCAGUAGUGACAGCAAGUGGUUCAACGGACCGGAGUUCUUGCGCUUCCCGGAACAUGAAUGGCCGAAUUCUACGGAUCUAGUCGUGGAUACGGCCGAAGAAGUUCGAUCGUCAGUACUCUUUCACGCAACUUGGGAACCUGUGAUCGCCUACGAGCGUUUCUCUAAAUGGGAGAGGUUGCAGCGUAGUAUGGCUUACGUGCUACGAUUCAUUUUCAACGCGACCAAGAAGGGAGAAAGACGCAGUGGUCGAUUAACUCAACCUGAGCUGGAUGAUGCCGAAAAUGAAGUCCUGAAGCAGGUCCAAAGAGAAGCCUUUGCGGAUGAGGUAACGACGCUUAAAAAUAAUCAAGUACUACCGGAGGACAAGAAGGAAUCGAUUGACAGAUCGAGCAUCGUUUACCAACUGAUGCCAAUGAUGGAUGAACGGGGUUUGAUGCGCCAAAACAGCCGGAUUGCAGCGGCGAAGGAUAUUCAUCACAGCGUGCGCUUUCCAGUAAUCCUGCCAAGAAAGCAUCGGUGCACGGAACUUCUGGUCGCACGCUAUCAUCGGCUCUACCGUCAUGCAAACUCCGAAACGGUAGUGAACGAAGUACGCCAGCUGUUCAUCAUACCGAAACUGCGAUCGGUGGUAAAGCAGAUUGGACGAAGCUGCCAAUUCUGCAAAAUUCGUAAGGCACUCCCGACUAUUCCUCCGAUGGCACCACUGCCACCAGCACGGUUAGCCGUACACGACCGUCCAUUCAGCUACGUAGGAGUGGACUACUUCGGCCCAUUGUUAGUCAAGCAGGGCCGCUCGAAUGUGAAAAGGUGGAUUGCGCUCUUCACUUGCUUGACUGUGCGCGCCGUUCACCUUGAAGUGGCAUACAGCCUAUCAGCUGCGUCAUGUAUUUGCUGCAUCCGAAGGUUUGUCUGUCGCCGAGGAUCACCGGUGGAGUUUUUCAGUGACAAUGCUACGAACUUCCAUGGGGCUGAACGACAGCUCCGUGAGCAGAUCAACGAAGGAGUAUCAGCAACGUUCACCAGUGCUAACACGAAGUGGACCUUCAUUCCGCCAAGCGCUCCGCACAUGGGCGGUGCAUGGGAGCGACUCGUCCGUUCAGUGAAGACGGCGAUAGGGGAUGCGUACCGCGAAGGAAAACUCAACGAUGAAGAGCUGCAGACCUUGAUCGUGGAGGCAGAGGGCAUUGUAAACACCAGACCACUUACGUACAUACCACUUGAUUCAGCGGAAUCAGACGCUCUUACGCCGAACCACUUUCUACUCGGGAGCUCGAAUGGGGUAAAGCAGCCAAGCGUGGGUAUCGAAGUUCAACAGCGGGCUUCUCGGGACUCAUGGGACCGCAUCCAGCGACAACUCAACCGGUUCUGGCAACGCUGGCUGAAAGAAUACCUGCUGGUGAUUCGGAAGCAGACUAAGUGGUUCGACGAAGCUCGACGUGUGGAAGUGGGUGACCUUGUGCUGAUAGCAGACGAAGGCAAGCGGAACGGCUGGGUGCGGGGCAUCGUGAUCGAAUCGAUCAGGGCACCAGACGGCCACGUUCGCCAAGCUAUGAUCAAGACAACGAGAGGAGUUCUUCGUCGACCGGUAUUGAAGUUAGCGGUUCUCGACGUUAGGAAUAGCAGUGCGGUCAUGGAGUCCAGUGGACCGCACCCGGAGGAGGAUGUUGCCACAGGGGCACUUGCUCAACCGCCCGGCGAACUGGCAACCGGUCCAAUCAACUGUGCCUAGCAGACCGCCAGUCUAUGUGCGACGGGAUGAUCGACAGCAUAAACGUCACCUAAAAAAAGACGUCAUCCUUUGAGUCAAGCAGACGAAGAAUCACGCGGGUGAAAAGUAUUUUUCUUAAACUAGUGCCUAAAUAGUUCGUUUCUUAAUCUAGUUUCCUAUUGUUGCGUACGACUAACACUAAAACUAGGACUAAAGCUAAGUUGGACAGCCAGUGAAAAGGCCUGUGAAGGAAGGGCCACUGAUUUGUAAGUGGUAACCUAUAAAUCUAAACCUACAUUGCUAAACUAACCCUAACUUAAAUUUCUAGUUUGAAGCGAUCCUAAAAGGAAAUAAACGCUGUUCAAUAACAGUGCCGCGC